CUCAUUUGGAUGGGGCGGUUUGCAUGAAUGCAUAAACUACUUCAGCUAAUGGUAUAUUGUAGUGUACAAAAAAAUAUAUAAAUCCCUCUUUCCCCACUCUCCCUCUCCUCUCUCUCCCUCUCUCUCUCUCUCUCUCUGACACGAACAAUCAAAAAAAAAAAACAAAUACUUGAGCUCAAAGGAGAUGGAGAAGAGGAGGGCAAGCUGGACCAGGGAAUGACAUCAGACUCUAUCAAAUCCAAGACAAAAAUCCAGGGCAGACCCAUAUCUGUCUCCUUUAAUUGAUUAUCUUAUGAGUUUUUAAGAGAUGGAUGGUAGGAGACACUAUUUAUUUAAUCUCCCACUUCCUAAUUUCUUCUUCUGUUCAUACAUCAUGCUUCAACCAUCUUUUAUCAUUUAUCAUCCUUAGAGCUUUUGCAGUCCACUAAUAGUGCAUUAGCAUUAGCAAGAGAAGUAUUUGGGACCCAUCUUAUAGGAAAAUCUCUUCUUUCUUGCACUCCAUCAAGAUUCCUUUUUACAACAGUUUACUGCAUUUGUAUCAAUAGUUUUUCAUGUUUUUGUGAGUACUUUCUGUCCAUUAAUUAGAGGUUAGAUAACUAGAAGGUUAUGAAAUAGGGAGAGGGGGAAAAAAGAUAGCUAAUCCCUAUUCCUUAUCUUGGUUAGACUAAGUCCUAUCUUCUGGAAUUAGAGUUGUAAUUAAAAAGAUAUUUAAACAAUAGAAUGGUGGUUUAGUGAGACGGGUUUUAAAAGUCAAAACUUAAUGGAAACUAGAGAAAUAAAUUCCUUAAAUUAUAAUAACCAGCCUCAAACCAAUCAAGAAUCAUCUCCUAGAUUGAGUUCUGCAACUUUAAACUUUUCACCUUCAUCAAACACCAUAAGAAAUGAAACCCCGAGUAACCUUCUUCAGCGAAACCACUAUCACGGAUUCAUGUUGCAGAAAGAAAAACCGGAAGCACAAAGACCCAUAAGGAAUUCAAACCUAGAUCCAGAUCCAGUUACACAAAUUCCUCAAGCAUCAACACAACCACCGCUACCCCCAUCAAUAACUGCUCGAGGCGUGGCUGCAGUGGUGGUCCGGUAUCGUGAAUGUUUGAAGAACCAUGCUGCCAGCAGGGGUGCUCAUGUUUUGGAUGGGUGUGGGGAAUUCAUGCCUAAUGGAGACGAUAACACCCCAGAAGCACUAAAAUGUGCAGCUUGUGAAUGUCACCGAAGUUUCCAUAGGAGAGAGGUGGAAGGUGAAUCGCAGUCAACUUAUCACACACAGCAUAUAGCCCAACCGCCUCGUGCAACUGCAGUACAGCUACCACCAGCACCAGCACCAGCACCUCAGCCGCAACGCCAAAGGUAUCAUCACCCAAUGCCACCAAUGAUGAUGGCAUUUGGUGGUGGAAAUGGGGCACCCGCAGAAUCUUCCAGUGAAGAUCUUAACAUAUUUCGGACAUAUGAUGGAGUGCAAUUGACGGCACAGACAUCAAAAAAAAGAUUUCGCACAAAAUUCACUCAGGAGCAGAAGGACAAGAUGCAUGAUUUUGCAGAAAGAAUUGGGUGGAAGAUUCAAAAGCAGGAUGAACAUGAUGUUUUAAGAUUCUGCAAUGAAGUUGGUUUGAAGAAACAAGUGUUCAAAGUGUGGAUGCACAAUAACAAACAAGCCACUAAGAAGAAUGAACUGUAAGAUUGCUAGAACUUAUGCAAGCUUAUAAUAGUUAGAACCCUUGUUUUCAAAUGGGUUUAUCUUUUCUAGACUUUAAUGCAUAUAGAUGUACACAUAUUACACUUACAAUCCUAUUGCUAAUCCCACAUUUUGGCUAUGAUUAUAAAUUACGUUUUAUUAGCGGUUA
This is a messenger RNA of Erigeron canadensis, 1838 nucleotides long. Its product is annotated as zinc-finger homeodomain protein 6-like. Gene Ontology annotation, molecular function: transcription cis-regulatory region binding; DNA-binding transcription factor activity. Bases 761 to 1672 code for a protein of 303 amino acids. The record is from RefSeq and is a predicted model, not a curated record. Lineage: Eukaryota; Viridiplantae; Streptophyta; Magnoliopsida; Asterales; Asteraceae. Gene Ontology annotation, cellular component: nucleus. Gene Ontology annotation, biological process: regulation of developmental process; regulation of DNA-templated transcription. The transcript has a single exon.